This is a messenger RNA of Panicum virgatum (switchgrass), 1084 nucleotides long. RefSeq lists its product as uncharacterized. The record is from RefSeq and is a predicted model, not a curated record. The coding region runs from base 139 to 774 and encodes 211 amino acids. The transcript is spliced from 2 exons. Lineage: Eukaryota; Viridiplantae; Streptophyta; Magnoliopsida; Poales; Poaceae.
GCAACCAACUCGAUCGCCGCCUCGCCCUCCCCCUCCCGGCAUUUGAAUGUGAGAAAGAGAGGGAAACCGCCCACCCAGGCAGCCCAAGCCGGCGAGUAUCUGUAUCCCCAACUAUCCGCCGCCGCCGCCGCGCCGGCCAUGCCGAGGUCCUCCUCCGGGUCCGGCUCCAGGCCGAUCCUGGGCCGGGCGAUGGCCACCAUCCUGGCGCUGCCGCUGACCCCGAUCUCCAAGGCCAAGUGCGGCCUGCUCCUCUUCAAGAAGCGCGCGUCCGCCGCCGCCGCCAGGCGCCGCUGCUACAAGCCGUUCCGCCACUACAACUACGCGUACGUGGGCGAGUACCAGUUCUCGCCCUCCCGCUCCCCGCUCCUCCCGGGCCCGCCCCCCGGCGUCACGGCCUGGCGGAGGGCCGCCGCCAAGCGGCGCCGGGGCAGGGCCAGGAUGAUCCUCGCGUCCCUCUUCUGCGGCGCCGACGAGGUCGACGUCGCCGUUCUGGACGGACUGGCGCGCCGGGCCGGCGCCGGCGAGGACGCGCACUCGGACAGGGCGCAGCUCGUGCUCGCCCCGGCUCUGGAGUGGGGGCGCGACGACGGCGACGACGCCUACGCCUGCGACGAGGAGGAGGAGGAGGAGGUGGAGCAGGAGCAGGAGGUAGUCGACUACGGGGAGGAGGGGGACGACGAGGAGGUCGACGGCCGCGCCGAGCGCUUCAUCCAGCGGUUCUACGCCGAGAUGAGGCUGCAGAGGCAGAGGUCUCUGGUCCAGCGCCUGCUCUAGACGACCCCCUCGUUCCGUCGGCUGCCGCUGCCUUGCUCUGGUUCCUUCUCCGUCGGGCAGAAUCAAUCAAUUGAUCGCCGCUGCUAUCUUAGCUGCAGUUCGGUUAAUCUCCUCGUGUCCUGCACCUUUGUUGUCUGAGUUGUCUGUUGGGGGAGAGAUUCUUCUCCCCUGCUGUAGCUCUCUACUCUUUUCCUGUAAUCCAUGUGUUUCAAUUUUCGUUUCUGUAGUGUUUUGAGUUUGUAUACAAUUACAAAUCAUCCGUGCUAGCAUCUGUUUUGGUUCGCACAAAUGUUAAUUUCUGCUUCAAAUU